AUGGCCCAACCAGGUCUAUCUGCCUUUCCUCCAGUAAUACCCGAGAGAGAUCCAAGGCACGACGACACCAUCAGACCGGUUGAGGAUAACACGGGAAUCAGGGCUGUCCCACAGUUCGGUACCACCAGGACUCGUGCCAGUACUCAGGCAGGACGGGAUCGCAAGGGUAGCAACCCGCCUCUCAUGAUGGAGCCGUCACAUUAUCCCGCUACCGAGCCUGAGAUGGGCAUCGACGAUCCACCUCAUGGCCCUCCACCCAGUCGUACUCCGUCCCGGCAACAGGUCAUGCGAUGGCCACUGCCUCCUCCAACACCAUCAGAUUACGGGUACGACGACAUUGCGGACCAAAAAUACUUCCCUCACCCACCGUACAGUAGCUAUGGAAUGCCACCGCCCCGUCCACAGCCGCAGUACUAUCCGGAACAACCGCCGUAUUACAAUCGACCCUACCAGCGCCGCAUGAGCUCCGUCAGAGAGUCUACCGAAUAUGGCGGUGGUCAAGGGCCUCCUCGUCCACCACGGAGGCCACGUUACAGAGAGUAUUACGAUGGAUCGGAAGAUGGCGACAGCGAUGAAAUGCCCCUGCGCAAACCUCGCAGGAAGAGGAGCAGAGGCUCCGAUCGUUCAAGCCCUCCUCCGGAAGUUGUGAUGCGUCUUCCAUUCACUGACUGGAUGAACACGACAGUCAAAGGACACUUUGUCGCGACAAUGGGCGAGUUCAUGGGUACCACCAUGUUUCUCUUCUUUGCUUUCGCAGGCACCCAAGUCGCGAACAUUGGCACAGGCGAGAACAGCACGCAGACCACGACCAAUGCGGAUACAGGAUUCAGCCCCAUCGUGCUCCUAUACAUCGCCCUGUCGUUUGGCUUCAGUUUGAUGACGAACGUAUGGAUCUUUUUCCGUAUCUCUGGUGKCCUCUUCAAUCCUGCAGUCACUCUUUCCAUGGUCAUGGUCAAGGCCAUUAGCGUUUCCAGAGGCCUCUUGCUGGUGUCAUCGCAGCUCAUCGGCGCAGUCUUUGCAUCCUAUGUUGUCUCGGUGCUCUUCCCAACGACUUUCAACGUGCGAACGACGCUCUCAGAGGGCACCUCUGUAGUUCGCGGAGUCUUUAUCGAAGCAAUCCUGACAGCCGAGCUUGUCUUCGCCAUCUUCAUGCUUGCCAACGAGAAGCACAAAGCAACCUUCAUGGCUCCAAUCGGAAUCGGACUUGCACUGUUCAUCGCAGAGAUGGUCGGAGUGUACUACACUGGAGGCAGUCUGAACCCUGCACGCUCCUUCGGACCUUGCGUCAUCUCUGGUGUCUGGGACAACGAGCACUGGAUCUACUGGGUCGGUCCUACCGCCGGUGCUCUCAUCGCUUGGGGUUUCUACAAGAUCAUCAAGAUGCUCGAAUACGAGAUGGCCAACCCAGGUCAAGAAUCUGCCAGCAAGGAAGAGGCUGCACAGGAAGCGGCGGAUGUUGCUCCUGCUGAAAUUCUGAGCCGAAAAGAGACUGUAUAG
This is a messenger RNA of Ramularia collo-cygni, 1497 nucleotides long. RefSeq names its product related to aquaporin. Bases 1 to 1497 code for a protein of 498 amino acids. The record is from RefSeq and is a predicted model, not a curated record. Lineage: Eukaryota; Fungi; Ascomycota; Dothideomycetes; Mycosphaerellales; Mycosphaerellaceae. Gene Ontology annotation, cellular component: plasma membrane. Gene Ontology annotation, biological process: transmembrane transport. Gene Ontology annotation, molecular function: water channel activity. The transcript has 6 exons.